AUUAGCCCUUUAAUUCUCCAUUAUUACAAAUCUCCCCCUACCACUUUAUAUUUUCCUCUAUUGUCUACCUUGUCUUUCUCCAGCGUUUGUUUUGGUAAACAGACCAUCUUCCGAUUCUUCUCCACCGACCCAUUCAACUACUUUACAAUGACUCGCGGAAAUCAGAGAGAAAAGGAUCGGGAAAGAGCUGCAGCUCGUGCUGGUAAAGGCAAGAAGGGAGCUGAUGAUGGUUUGACUCCUGAGCAGCGCCGUGAAAGGGAUGCGAAAGCUCUGCAAGAGAAGACUGCAAAGAAAGCAGCAAAAGAGGCAGCCGGGGGUAGCAAUGCUGGAACUAAGGAUACCAAGAAAUAGAAAGCUAGGUGUUGUUACUUCCAUUGCAGUCAGUAAUUCGUCAUUCCUCUUUGUUUGUCAUGUUAUUCACUGUUUAAAUGUUGUGAUGCAAUACAACUUGACACGUCUGGAUUGUCAAUCCAUCCGGUUUUGAACUAUCUUGUCUUUCUUUUAGUAUGAUAAACUCCAUCUCCUAA
Molecule: messenger RNA, 527 nt
Organism: Solanum dulcamara
Lineage: Eukaryota; Viridiplantae; Streptophyta; Magnoliopsida; Solanales; Solanaceae
Exons: 3
Coding region: 148-351 (67 amino acids)
Source: RefSeq, a predicted model, not a curated record